This is a messenger RNA of Echinops telfairi (small Madagascar hedgehog), 1317 nucleotides long. It is a transcript of the gene LRRC3B, whose product is annotated as leucine rich repeat containing 3B. The record is from RefSeq and is a predicted model, not a curated record. Lineage: Eukaryota; Metazoa; Chordata; Mammalia; Afrosoricida; Tenrecidae. Gene Ontology annotation, molecular function: protein binding. The transcript has 2 exons. The coding region runs from base 235 to 1014 and encodes 259 amino acids.
CAGGCACCCGCAGCCAACGCCUCCUCCCCGCGCCCCCAGGAUGGAGCCGCCGGCCCGGCCCGAGGCUGGCGCAAGGUACCCAAGCAAGGGCAGGAGUCAUGAAGAGGCCCGUGCCUUAGCUGCAACCUUUUGAGCCACAAGAGCGAGAGAUCAACAGUGCGGACCGGCUGGGACCAUUGCUACGCUUGGUGGAGCCAAUGAGGAAUGGGCUUGUGAUUAUGCUGACGAUCCAGCAUGAAUCUGGUAGACCUGUGGUUAACUCGCUCCCUCUCCAUGUGUCUCCUCCUACAAAGUUUUGUCCUCUUGAUACUGUGCUUUCAUUCUGCCAGUAUGUGUCCCAAGGGCUGUCUCUGUUCUUCCUCUGGGGGUCUCAAUGUCACCUGUAGCAAUGCAAAUCUCAAGGAAAUACCUAGAGAUCUCCCUCCCGAAACAGUCUUACUGUAUCUGGACUCCAAUCAGAUCACGUCUAUCCCCAAUGAGAUUUUUAAAGACCUCCAUCAACUGAGAGUCCUCAACCUGUCCAAAAACGGCAUUGAGUUUAUUGACGAGCAUGCCUUCAAGGGCGUAGCUGAAACCUUGCAGACGCUGGACUUGUCCGACAACCGGAUUCAAAGCGUGCAUAAAAAUGCCUUCAAUAACCUGAAGGCCAGGGCCAGAAUCGCCAACAACCCCUGGCACUGUGACUGUACGCUACAGCAGGUUCUGAGGAGCAUGGCGUCCAACCAUGAGACAGCCCACAACGUCAUCUGCAAGACUUCUGUGUUGGAUGAGCACGCCGGGAGGCCAUUCCUCAAUGCUGCCAAUGAUGCUGACCUUUGUAACCUCCCCAAAAAAACGACUGACUAUGCCAUGUUGGUCACCAUGUUUGGCUGGUUCACCAUGGUGAUCUCGUAUGUGGUAUAUUAUGUCAGGCAAAAUCAGGAGGAUGCCCGCAGACACCUUGAAUACUUGAAAUCCCUGCCGAGCAGGCAAAAGAAAGCAGACGAACCUGACGACAUUAGCACUGUGGUAUAGUGUCCAAUCAGCCUGGCACUGAUAAAGAGAGUAGUUUGUGAUUGCCGUAGAAUAAGUGGUUUACUUCCCAUCCAUUGUAAACAUUGAAAACUUUGUAUUUCAGUUCCCUUUGGAAUUUUGCCACUGUUGAACUUGAACAAACACUCCAUCAUAACAAAUGAUUUUAGUUUAGGUGAUCCGCCCCUUUAAUUGUACCCCUGGUGGUAUGUUCUUGAGUAAUCUGGACAUUAGUUAGUCCCAUCUACUAUUUAAUAAUGAAAUUUAUUUUUUUAAUUUAAAACCAAAUAAAUCCUUAACUUUGAA